Oreochromis aureus is the source of this 3442-nucleotide messenger RNA. RefSeq names its product serine/threonine-protein phosphatase 2B catalytic subunit alpha isoform. Bases 255 to 1796 code for a protein of 513 amino acids. Gene Ontology annotation, molecular function: calmodulin-dependent protein phosphatase activity; calmodulin binding. Lineage: Eukaryota; Metazoa; Chordata; Actinopteri; Cichliformes; Cichlidae. The transcript has 13 exons. The record is from RefSeq and is a predicted model, not a curated record. Gene Ontology annotation, biological process: calcineurin-NFAT signaling cascade. Gene Ontology annotation, cellular component: cytoplasm; calcineurin complex; cytosol.
GAGUCAGCACGUUCGAGUGCACACUGCGUUGAGACAACUUGAUACAGAGUAACAGUAAAUCAGACAGAGCUGCUCCUACAGCACCAGCAGUGAAAUUGUAACCCUGUUGCAAGUAUUUUUGGCCGCUGAUAGGACCGAGUGAGAUCACUGCGGUCUCUUUCCUCGGAUAGACUCAAGAGUUGUUCGGCAAGAGCAACGCAGGGACCGUUUUCAGUCUCAUUUCUGCCCUAUCUUAAUUUUAUAUCACACUGGAAAUGUCCGAAAACAAGCCGAAUGAUGAACCGAAGUUAUCUACGACGGACAGGGUGGUGAAAUCUGUCCCCUUCCCCCCCAGUCACCGGCUGACAGCUAAAGAGGUGUUUGACAGCGAUGGGAAGCCCAAAGUGGACGUGCUGAAAGCUCACCUAACCAAGGAGGGCCGUGUGGAUGAGGCGGUGGCGCUCAGGCUCAUAGGAGAGGGCGCCGCAAUCUUGCGUUCAGAGAAGAACCUGCUGGACAUUGAGGCUCCUGUGACAGUUUGCGGAGACAUCCACGGGCAGUUCUUUGACCUGAUGAAGCUGUUUGAAGUAGGAGGCUCACCAGCAUCCACGCGCUACCUUUUCCUGGGGGACUACGUUGACAGAGGGUAUUUCAGUAUUGAAUGUGUGCUGUACUUGUGGGCCUUAAAGAUCCUUUACCCCAAAACACUGUUUUUGCUGCGUGGGAAUCACGAAUGUCGACAUUUAACAGAGUAUUUCACAUUUAAGCAGGAAUGUAGAAUUAAGUAUUCAGAGAGGGUGUAUGACGCAUGUAUGGACGCCUUCGACUGCCUUCCCCUGGCUGCACUUAUGAACCAGCAGUUCCUGUGUGUACACGGAGGACUAUCUCCAGAAAUCACAAAUCUUGAUGACAUCAGGAAACUAGACAGAUUCAAAGAGCCCCCUGCAUACGGUCCAAUGUGUGAUCUGCUGUGGUCCGACCCCCUGGAGGAUUUUGGGAAUGAGAAGAGCCAGGAGCACUUCACACACAACACAGUGCGAGGCUGUUCCUAUUUCUACAGCUACCCUGCAGUCUGUGACUUUCUACAACACAAUAACUUAUUAUCUAUCAUCCGGGCCCAUGAAGCACAGGAUGCUGGAUACCGCAUGUACAGAAAGAGUCAGACCACUGGCUUCCCAUCCCUUAUCACCAUCUUCUCAGCACCUAACUAUCUAGACGUGUACAACAACAAAGCGGCAGUGCUGAAGUACGAGAACAACGUGAUGAACAUACGACAGUUCAACUGCUCACCUCACCCUUACUGGCUGCCCAACUUCAUGGAUGUUUUCACCUGGUCCUUGCCAUUUGUUGGUGAGAAAGUGACGGAGAUGCUAGUGAACGUAUUGAGCAUUUGCUCCAAUGAUGAGCUGUCAACUGAAGAGGAGCUGGACGGUGCCACAGCUUCUGCACGUAAGGAGGUCAUCCGCAACAAGAUCCGUGCCAUUGGGAAGAUGGCCAGGGUAUUCUCUGUGCUCAGAGAGGAGAGUGAGAGCGUGCUGACGCUGAAGGGUCUGACGCCCACAGGCAUGCUACCAAGCGGAGUGCUGUCCGGAGGCAAAGAGAAGCUGCAGAAUGCAAUCAAAGGCUUCUCGCCUCAGCACAAGAUCACUAGCUUCGAAGAGGCCAAGGGCCUGGACCGCAUCAAUGAGAGGAUGCCUCCGCGGCGAGACGCCCUGCCUUCUGACGCCAGCCUCAACUCUCUCAACAAGGCCCUGUCCUCGGAGACCAACGGCACAGACGCCAAGGGGAGCACCAGCAGCGGCAGCAACAUCCAGUGAAGGCCCAGCAGCAAGGCGCCACCUUGGCCGACGGGGCUGCCUCGCCCCCCAGCCUCAUCGCGGCCCGCCACCACAGAAAAGGGGCAGAGGGUGAAGGUGUGGGAUGGAGGAGGAGAAGGAGUGUUGGAAUGUGGAGGGGGGGAGGCAUCUAUGGCUCAUAACGGGGGGACAUCUCACUUGCUAGUCUUUGGAUAUGCCUUCAAAAUAUUAGUUCAUAGUCAAAUCUGCUAAGUUAUUGCCAGGUCACAUUUCUGAAGGGUCAGGCCGUAACCGCGCUUGACUCACCUCCACACCACAGUAUGUCAGAGAGGGAGAGAACGAUGGGGGAUAGAAAGAGAGAGAGAGAUCUUAAAGGUGAUUCAGUUUGUUUCCUUUUUCUUUUUUUUUCUUUCUUGAAAGACCCUUGCUCAUUUACACCGAAACGGAAAGUCGUUUAACUUCUUACUAACUAUCGUACGUUUACAAAAAUACAGCACUAAAAAGGACAGAACAUGAGAUAAUGUUUUUAACAUAUAAGGGUGUACAAACUAAAUAAGGACUAUUUAUUGAUAACUUUUUGUUUUGCUACUCUUAUAAAAUAGCUCUGAAAUUAAUUAGGCAGUCUUAAAAAAAAAAAGAAUGUUGCAAUGUUGUGGAAAUGCCAAAUAAUGGAACGUUUUAUGGUUUUGUACAUAUUAUGCUUACCUCAGGUUCUUUUGGUGUGUGCUUUGACCUGAUUUUUCUGUAUAAUGGCUAAAUAACUCAGUAAUGAAUACCUAUUUUCUUGAGUUUCAUAACUGGAAUUUACACUUAACCUAUCUAUCAUUUGCAGAUAUGUUUAUUUUUUGUCUCUUUUGGAAGGGGGGAGGGGGGGAGGGUAGAUUUAUUGUGGCUUGCUGGAAAUGAGUGUUAUUUUUUUUUCUCUUUUUAAGUAUUGCGAACAAAGUAAAAAUAGAGAAACUAUAUUGUGUAAAAAAGAAAAGGAAAAAAAAGAAUACAAUAAAGUGUCUGCCUAUGCAUGUUUUAUAAAAAAAAAAUCAAACAAAAGGAAAUAGAACAUCUGAAAACUCUGGCUGUGGAGGCCUGUUUUGAAAUAUAUUGCGCUUUAGUGAACAUAUACUGGAAACGUAUAACUGCAUACUUUCAAUUAACACCAUGAUGCUCUAUGCCUUCUUUUUUUGUAAUUGAAGCAUUUAAUUAUCUAUGAUGGAUGAGAAAUGAAAUUUUUAACCUGCGCUUGUAAGUGCACACAGUCCAAUUAAGCAUGUUUGACAAUUCUUGUGAGGUGUGUGGUUACAUGUGGAACUCCAAAAUGCAUGAUUAGCUGUUUGUGUCAUAUAACAGGUGAAUCGGUUUUGUUUUGUUUUUGUAAAUGUGCCACAGAAAGUGUAAUUUGAUUAUUAUUAUUAUGACUAUUAUUUGGACCUCUGCUUUGUAUAUCAGUUACAGGUUUGAUACUGCUCAAUACUUUAAGAUGAAACGAGGAAAAAAAACUUAGAUCUUUUUUAAGAACUGCUUUAAGUGCCCAAGUAAUUCACUACACGACAUGAAGCCUUGCUUUUGUAAUUUAACUUCAAAACUGUUGGCAGAUGAGGCAUGCACUUGCAACUAUGAAAAGUAUUUUAUAUAACUGUUCAAUAAAAAUGUGCAUGAAUUUCAACUUGAAA